UCCGUGCGCCACCGUUCGAUGCCGUCCGCAUGCUCCGAUUCCGCUGCUCCGGUGCCGCUGCUCCGGUGCCGCUGCUCCGGUGCCGCUGCUCCGGGCCUUNAGCACGACCAAACUCGACCCGCUCCGCUUCGUACACGCUCUCGUCGCUGCCCUUCCCAGUCGGUUCCU
Molecule: messenger RNA, 168 nt
Organism: Ectocarpus sp. CCAP 1310/34
Lineage: Eukaryota; Phaeophyceae; Ectocarpales; Ectocarpaceae
Source: the annotation of a GenBank genome assembly